GACGUGGGUGACAGCGGCAGCCAUCAUCUGGACACAGCUGUUGGAUGGAUAGGGGAAGGAAAAAUGAUCCAUUACAAAAAGAAAAAAAAAACAUUCGCAAUCGUCGGUUAGUGCUGCCGAUUUCCAAUUCCAUAAAUCUCAUUUCAUUCUUACCAGACACAGAGAGAUCAGAAGACAAAUCUCAAACCUGGAUCCAUCAAGGUUCAGGAGGGAGUGAUCUGCUAGAUGGAUGUUGCUGUCUCAGACUUGAGUUGUUUCUUCCUUGGAUCCUUCUCCCUCGAUUGAGUUGUUUGUUCGAUGCGUCGAUGUCGAUUUAGCCAGCAGUAGCUACGCUACGUACAUGAUUCUGAUUCUCUCUCUCUUCUUGCUCUAAUGAUCUCGUAGAAGAUAGAUUUGCCUCUUUCAUGGCGUUUGGGUUUGGCAGCCACACGCGUCUCGAUGUCCGGCGGCCGCAGCAGCACUCCUCAUUCUCCACCGCCGUCGCCGUCUUCGUCGCCCUCGCCUUGGUCGCCGUCUGGAUGGUCUCUUCCACGCUCGUCACCCCGGCGGACUUCUCCUCUCCCUUCCAGCCCACAGCCCGCCCAUCGCAAACCCCACCUUCCACCAGUACUCAGGAAGAGGACGCCUAUGAGCCUCCUCCAGCUCCAGUCACACACCACAACACACCGGAUAAUGGCUCCCAGUCCCAGCCACCGGCGGAGGCCACAAGAGGAGAAUCAGACCGGGGGUCAUGGCCAACUCAAGCUGCAGGGUCCAACAAGGACACUCGGCAGCAGCAGCAGCAGCAGACUGCGGCGCCCAGCAGCUAUGGCUGGAAGCUCUGCAAUACUGAGGCCGGACCAGAUUAUAUUCCGUGCCUCGACAAUCUCCAAGCAAUCAGUAAGCUUCGGACGACCAAGCAUUAUGAACACCGAGAAAGACAUUGCCCCCAGCAUCCUCCCACCUGCCUUGUCCCUCUUCCGGAGGGCUACAGAAAUCCAAUCAGGUGGCCCAAGAGCAGAGAUCAGAUAUGGUACAACAAUGUUCCGCAUACUAAGCUGGUAGAAUACAAGGGUCAUCAGAACUGGGUUAAGGUCUCCGGGGAGUACCUGACCUUUCCGGGAGGUGGAACUCAGUUCAAACAUGGUGCAUUGCACUACAUUGAUUUCAUUCAGGAGGCGAAGAAGGACAUAGCAUGGGGAAAACGAACCCGUGUUGUUUUAGAUGUUGGUUGUGGAGUUGCCAGCUUUGGAGGAUAUCUAUUUGAUAGAGAUGUGCUUACUAUGUCAUUUGCACCUAAAGAUGAGCAUGAGGCCCAGGUGCAGUUUGCCCUUGAGAGAGGAAUCCCUGCUAUAUCAGCUGUUAUGGGUACAAAAAGGCUCCCAUUUCCCAGCAGGGUCUUUGAUGUUGUUCAUUGUGCGCGCUGUAGAGUACCAUGGCAUAUUGAAGGUGGUAGGCUCUUGCUUGAACUGGAUAGACUGUUGCGCCCUGGCGGUUACUUUGUGUGGUCUGCCACUCCUGUGUACCAGAAGCUACCUGAAGAUAUUGAGAUAUGGAAAGCAAUGUCGACUCUAACAAGGUCAAUGUGUUGGGAAAUGGUCAAUAAAGUGAAGGAUAGGAUAAAUAGAGUGGGUAUAGCAAUUUUUAGAAAGCCAACGGAUAAUAGCUGCUAUGAGGCAAGAUCUUCAGCAAACCCUCUGAUAUGUGGAGAGUAUGAUGAUCCUGAUGCUGCUUGGAACAUAUCAUUGCAGUCAUGUUUGCAUAGGUUGCCCACUGAUCCUACCAUUCGUGGUUCACAAUGGCCGGAGGAAUGGCCAUUGAGGCUGGAGAAACCACCUUACUGGCUAAAAAACUCUGAAGCUGGAGUAUAUGGGAAGCCUGCCACUGAUGAUUUUCGAGCAGACUACGAGCACUGGAAGCGGGUUAUAAGCAAUUCUUAUAUGAAUGUCUUGGGCAUUGAUUGGUCUGCUGUUAGAAAUGUUAUGGACAUGAAAGCUGUAUAUGGAGGGUUCGCGGCAGCUUUGCGAGAUCUGAAAGUGUGGGUUAUGAAUGUAAUUCCAAUUGAUUCUCCUGACACACUUCCAAUUAUAUAUGAGCGUGGGCUUUUUGGAGUCUACCAUGACUGGUGCGAGUCAUUUAGCACCUACCCCAGAACCUAUGAUUUUCUGCACGCAAACCAUCUUUUCUCCAAGAUUAAAAAGAGUGACAGGUGUAAACUAGUGGCAGUGAUGGUGGAAGUGGAUCGAAUAGUGAGGCCAGAAGGCAUGCUAAUUGUUAGAGAUAGUUUGGAAACCAUACGUGAGGUGGAGUCUAUGGUGAAAUCACUACACUGGGAGGUCCGCGUGUCUUAUUCUCAGGACAAUGAAGGUUUGCUGUUGGUUCAAAAGACGAUGUGGCGGCCAAAUGAAGUUGAAGCUAAGCUAUGACACUGAAACUGUUAGAAGGAAGGGGAAAAACUUGUAGUGAGAAGAAAAAGAAAAAGAAAGAGACUAGCAGUGAGAAGGGGGAUGCAUACUAAACUAUACUGGGUUUUCGUUGGGAUAUCCUUUUUUUUUUGGAGAGGUUGUAUUGUAUUUUUUGGUUGGGGUAGGUGUUGUUACAUGUUGAGGCUGGCAAGACAAACGUUUGUGAUAUGUAGAGCUAGCGCGGCAUAAGCAUAGUAAAAUUGUGAUUGGAUUGACA
Molecule: messenger RNA, 2661 nt
Organism: Oryza brachyantha (malo sina)
Lineage: Eukaryota; Viridiplantae; Streptophyta; Magnoliopsida; Poales; Poaceae
Product: probable methyltransferase PMT26
Exons: 8
Coding region: 405-2405 (666 amino acids)
Cellular component (GO): trans-Golgi network; endosome; cytoplasm
Molecular function (GO): methyltransferase activity
Source: RefSeq, a predicted model, not a curated record